This is a messenger RNA of Pseudoliparis swirei, 2465 nucleotides long. Its product is annotated as histone deacetylase complex subunit SAP30L-like. Bases 809 to 1066 code for a protein of 85 amino acids. The transcript is spliced from 3 exons. NCBI's taxonomy places the organism in Eukaryota, Metazoa, Chordata, Actinopteri, Perciformes, Liparidae. The record is from RefSeq and is a predicted model, not a curated record. Gene Ontology annotation, cellular component: histone deacetylase complex. Gene Ontology annotation, biological process: regulation of DNA-templated transcription. Gene Ontology annotation, molecular function: transcription coregulator activity; protein binding.
CCCCCCGUGUGCUCGUUUGGGAAUACGCUGAAGGCCGAUCUGCCCAUUCUCGGUCUCACUGUACUCCCGUGAUUAGAAUACAGAGCGUCGUACGAGAAGCUGACCCGCUAACUGUUUUAUAUUUUUCUUCUAAUGUUCAAGAUAAUUUCUUUGUAAUUGAUAUUUUCCGCUGGUCAACGACUCGGCUGAUGAGCGGUGCCGUCGAUGCUCGACCCGCUUUACUGUCCUCACACACCGGAGCCACUAGAACCCCGUCCACACAGAGUUAGUACUUUAGCUUUUCUAUGAGUGAGUUGGCAUUAUGCAAUGUUCCUAAGUCCACUUGUCUUGGAUUCACUCGCUGGGUAACGGGGAAGCGGCUGUGUCUCCUGCCGGAUGCGUUGCUAUAGCAACAGGAUGCCGAACACAAGCAGGGAAGUCUUAACCGUGUGCUGCUGCGCCGUAGUUCCAUCUCUCCCAGAGGAAACGGCUCUGCCGGUGGUCUGGACACUUACAGGCAUGGCGGCAUUCAGGUCCCGCCCAGAGGAACCAAUCGUGUGAUCCCGUGUCCAACACGGAGCUCGCCAAACACGGCCCAGAGCGGCCGUCUGUUCAGCCGGCUUUGCCCCUUGAAUCCUAAUGUGACGAGAAGACAUGUGAGCCUGAGUGUCUCCAUGUCCGUGUCCGGCUGCUCCUUCAUAACUCUCUCGUGUCAUUCUAGGUGAGACACCUCUAUAUCUGUGACUUCCAUAAGAACUUCAUCCAGAGCGUCCGCAACAAGAGGAAGAGGAAGACCAGCGACGACGGCGGAGAGUCCCCGGACCACGACAUGGAGGUGCCCGAGGUGGACCUGUUCCAGCUGCAGGUGAACACGUUGAGACGCUACAAGAGACACUACAAGCUGCAGACCCGACCCGGGCUCAACAAGGCCCAGCUGGCAGAGACGGUGAGUCGUCACUUCAGGAACAUCCCGGUGAACGAGAAGGAGACGCUGACCUACUUCAUCUACAUGGUGAAGAGCAGCAAGAGCCGCUUGGACCAAAAGGUCGACGUCGGCGUUGGCGUUGGCGGCAAACCGCUGGACUAAAGCUCGCAGCACGACGCCCCCGAAGCCCGGACGCCACUCACCGCCACGCCCACGAGCCCAGAGGCUCCUCCCACCGCCGCACACCUCCUCAAGACGCCACAGACGCUAGUUGUCCUCAGAGGACGCCGGCGGAGGAGGGUUCCCUUUGUUCCCGCUGGUUGCCUCCUCACACGAGGUGCGGGGGGGCGUGUCCUAAAACUGUCAAUAUGUACAAAAGAACCGCGUCCGAUCUUUGGUAGGUGGUGUGAUGCCACUACGGUCGCUGCCUUAAGAGAGGGGGAGGGGGGGGGGGGGGCGCUGCCUUCAAGUCCCGGCUGAAUAUCAGAGCUCCUCGUUCUCUCAGUCCUGAUGGUUCAUCUUUUAGUCGCCCUGCUGGCCGUGGUGCGUUCAAAGACCGAUGGUGGUGAACGACGACCCACUCUUCUCCUUGUAACUGUUUUAUGUAUGUUUGAACACACACACAUGCACACGCACGCAUGCACACGCACACACACACACUUUCUGCAUUGCAGGUUUCGGGAGCUAAAUUAUCUUUCUUUUCUUUUUUCGCUUUAAUUGAGCUUUAAUGUGUGUGUGUGUGUGUGUGUGUGUGUGUGUGUGUGUGUGUGUGUGUGUGUGUGUGUGUGUGUGUGUGUGUGUGUGUGUGUGUGUGUGUGUGUGUGUGUGUGUGUGUGUGUGUGUGUGUGUGUGUGUGUGUGUGUGUGUGUGUGUGUGUGAUUUUAAUAUUUAAGAGCUGUGUCUUCUGGUUUCAUUCUCUGAUGUCUUGAUCUUUUGGUUUUAACACUCGAGGAGGCCUUUCUUCAUGUCGGCAGAAAUCAGCCAAUUGUAGAAGAAGAACACGGCGUUGCCAUGGUUUCACGCCCGGGGCGAUCCCGUCGUGAAGGAGUUUGUGACUUCUGUACUGGUGUUGACAUUGAAGCGCUAUGACUCUGCACUUUGGAGGUUAUUGUCUUAAGGAUGUGACCCGUGUUCAUAAGGUGGUGACUUGAGAAAAGGGAUGUGGGCUGAUUGGUCUCCAUAUGGGGGGGGGGGGGGGGGUAGCACUUUGGGCUUUCGCUAGUUAAACUGAAACCCAACGGGCGACAAGUUCACUUCAACUCUUAAGCACUGCGGGACCUCCAGGAACAACGUACAGCUCUUCUCUGCUGCGGGGCCUCGGGCCGCUCCACAGGGGCCGCUCCACAGGGGCUCUUCUUUUGGGGUGUAGGGUUUUUUGUUUUUCAGCGUCUGUUAUAUUUUCAGUUUUGCUUGUAGGUUUGUUAGUCAUGUAGAUAACGCCCAACUUUAUUAACAUAUAGGCCACGCCACAUUAACGUAAUUGUUGUAUUAGAAGAAAAACACAUAUUUAAAUAUGGCUGCUUAUUGCUCCUGAUGAUGAUAAUAAAUGUAUUGUACAGAC